Molecule: messenger RNA, 552 nt
Organism: Entrophospora sp. SA101
Lineage: Eukaryota; Fungi; Glomeromycota; Glomeromycetes; Entrophosporales; Entrophosporaceae
Source: the annotation of a GenBank genome assembly
ACCUUUUAGCCCUGCCAGAGAAAAACAAAAAGAGGAAUUAAUCAAACCUGGCGAUAAUCCUGCUGAGCAUAUAGGCAAAGUAGGUAAUUUAUGGGCAAAGAAAACUUUGGGUCAAUUGAGAAAAUAUCAUCAACGUCAUAGUCCAAGUAUAUUAUCAAGUAAAAGUUUUGGUUCAUCAAUCAACAUGGCAGAAAAUUCAUUGGAAACUAUCAACGAGGAAGAUGAAGAUGAAGAUAUUGGUAUUUGGUCAAGUGAAGAAGUUGAUUUGACUGCCGAAUCCUCGGACGAUAAAAAACUCAACUCGCCAUCAUCUUCCACAAAUACAACCCCUACCACCACACCAUCUAUCGCAAGUUUAUUAAAUCCAAAUAAAUUAAUAGAGGAAAUUGUAGAUGAUCAACCACGUGGUAUCAAGGUAUCACCUGAACGUUUGACAAUCAAUAAAGAUAUUAUUAGUCCAAUUACUUCAACAACUUCACGUCCCAGGGAAGGAGUAGAUGUAGAUGAAAGUUCUGAUGAUGGAGUUCUGGCCAUCCGAAAUGACGGCGAUGA